Molecule: messenger RNA, 3042 nt
Organism: Exophiala spinifera
Lineage: Eukaryota; Fungi; Ascomycota; Eurotiomycetes; Chaetothyriales; Herpotrichiellaceae
Exons: 2
Coding region: 1-3042 (1013 amino acids)
Molecular function (GO): guanyl-nucleotide exchange factor activity
Source: RefSeq, a predicted model, not a curated record
AUGACUGCACAUAUCUUACCCUCAAUCGUCCCAAGCCCUUUCGGCAGGCAUUUCAGCACGGAAACAGGGUUGUUCAAUGGCGCCGAUUCUCCUUAUACCGGUCUUUCGGCAGCUUCGUCGGCCUCCGCGGCACCCUACCUCAUUCAUCAAGAUCGCCAGGUAUCCUCCAGUUCAGCUCCAGGUCUGUCAACACCAAAACCGACGAAUCAUGAAAAUGAAGAGCCGUUCUUUCCGGACCUUGACUCUACUAGUUCCGCUCGAUCUGUAUCUCCCAGGCUUCCCACUGAAGCCAAGAGAGCGUGUCCUCCUAGCAAUACUUACGGUAGACAUCAUGCUAUUCAAAAUCGGAAGAUCGCGCAAAGCUCGUCGCCCCAGUCCUCACAUGCGUCAAGACAUCUUCAAUCGUUGACGGAAUUACACAAUGGGAAAAUAGAAACAGCUGCAGGAUUAUCAACGAAGACCCCGCAAAGACCAUGCUCAUCUAACCGAGCUGGAUGUCCCUCGACCCGUCAAUCCUUGACUCCGGUGGGUCAACACGCACUUCCGGACGUUGCAUCUGGGGAGGAGAAAGAGCCUCUGUCUGUCUCAGGAGACAUGCUUGAAGGGUCUAUGGAGUUGUGCGCGGAUAUCGCCAUGCCCGAAGAGACAAGUCAUUUGGCAGGAUCUUCUCGGAGACACAAAGCCCAUCGGAAGCGUCUUUCUCAAGCAUCAUCUGCGUUUGUCCAUACGAUGAAAACUGCCAGUGUGAGCAAUGCAAGUUUCAGCAUUGUCCCUCGAUCGUUGAGGUUCGGCAGGUCGACGGACAGCUACGGUCUCUUCGGCUCCCAUAUUAGACAUUCCAAUGACAGUGAGCGUCCAGGCACUAGUGCGUCUGUGGAUGAAGCAGCAUUUCGGAGAGGCAUGAAAAGACGACAAAUACUCGCUGAACUCAUGGCCACUGAAGAGAGCUAUAUUUUGGAUUUGAAAGCCCUCAUCUAUCUCUAUUCUACGUUGUUGGCGUCUACCACGACGAUAUCAAACAAGAUCAGGUCUUCCAUCUUGCGCAAUGUACAAGACCUCCUGCAUACGCAUGAAAAGCUGCUAGAAUGUCUCCAUCAAGCUGCUUACGAGGCUGCGGCACGCAAGUGGGCGGACACCACAUCACCACGGCAUCUCGGCUCACCACGUCGGCACAGGCGCUGGCGUAGUAUGGAAUCGUAUGCACCCUUCCAACCCGGUCGAGGCCACCGGCACACACGCAGCUCAUUAGAUUCUUCUGAGGUCAGCCGUGGUCGGACUCAUCUGGGAUGUGCCGAUCCGAGAGAUGUAUCUGACAUAGCGGCCAUUUUCAGAGAUUUCCUCAACGACUUCUUCGUAUAUGAAGAAUAUUGUGCUAAUCAUGGCUUGAUCGCACAUGAGCUGCAAAGACACGCACCUACUUUGUGGUCAACGUAUGAGUCCGGCAUCGAGUCAUUGUCCCGAUCCCUGGUAGCGUUGGAAUACCGGCACAAACACGACAAGAAAGGCCUGACCGUUGGUGAUCUCCUCAUCAAACCAAUUCAACGGGUGACGAAAUAUCCAUUACUGUUCGAAGAUCUCUUGAAACAUACGCCAGUUGCCGAUUGCCCCAUUACUCAUAUUGAAGUGGAGGAAACAUUGAAGUGUUUGAAGGCGCUCGUUCAGUCGGUCAAUAAAGCCACCGAUAAUCAGGAGACGCGUGAACAAGUACACCGCCGAUGGGCACUUCAAUCGAAGCUAGCAUACGGCAAAGUGUUGAUGGGCCCUGAGCAUUUUCGGUUCCUGGGUAAUAUCCAGCUGUGCGGUGUUUUGUAUGUCACCUGGCAGACAAAGAGCCGGGUCGAUGGCUGUUACGCCCUUUGCGUAUUAUUCGACAACAGUCUAAUGAUCGCCCUUCCCGCUAGCACAAGUCCAACUUUCGAGGUGGUGGCCGUAUUACACCUCUCGGUCUUGACAGUGUGUUCCGCAAGUGAUGGGCGAGGGCUCCAGUGCCAUUCAGCUCUACAUACUUGGAAAAUCUGCUGUGAAGUUAACAGUCACCUGCACGAAUUCAUCUUUAGUGCAUGUUCUGCGCCGGAGGAGCAAGCUUGGAAAGAGGGUAUGCAAAGCAAGGAUCCUCUGGGUAGGAAGACGAAGGAGCAUCUAAGCGAAGUCCCUUCUUCUGUUGGACUUGACUUGAGGUCUGUCGGCCUGGUUUACGGUCAGCAAAGUUCUGCCCUAAGUAGGCAGCUCUCGGUUCAACGAGCAGCGACCGUGGGGAACCGAGCCAAUAUCUGCCAGGUCAUGAUACGGAAUACGCACAAUCCCCAAGACUUGCACGAUUUUCGACAGCCAACACCGACAACAGCGAUCAAUCGAUCACAGUCUCACAUGUCGUCAAAUCGUCUGAUUGUCCUGUCGCCCAAAAGAUCAGUCCGCGCCAGGCUCGAGACGACUCUGAGCGAUGUUUGGACAAAAGACAGAUUGCCGUAUCCUGGGAUGAGCGGAUCUCUUGGUGGCCAGAUUAUUCGAGCUUCGGCAGGAUCGCUGGUACGCAAACUGAGUUUGGCGUCGAUUCACGCUCCGUUCUCAAGACGUUCUGGUAGCAUAUCGCUGGCCAGCCGAAAAUCAUACGAAGCCUUUACAGAAGGCAGGCGGAGCAGAUCCAAACAAUCUGUGCCAAUAUUUGAGGUGCGCAAAGACAGCCUGGACGAUGCUACGCCUGCUAGGAAGAAGUCGCAUGAGUUGCCGGAGCUCGAUACCAUGGAAAGUGUGGUCAGUCGGAUGAUAGGCAGCGGAGCCAAGAAGAUCUCCUUCUCACAUGGCGAGGGCAGCUUGUUGAGCAAAAGCUCGAAACAUAUGCGAUCAAUACAGCAUUCGACACCAGAAGUAGGACCGGAGGAUCCUGCAGACAUGUUUUAUUCGGAUGACAAAGAACGACGUGGAAAGUACGAAACCGUGGAAGAAGGAUUGAGCAGCAAGAAGAAACGAUGGAGCAACCCUUUUGGAAUACUGAAAGGGUUGUCUGCUGAAGGGUUUCGCAACAUGCUGUAUUCGACAAAGUAA